Messenger RNA from Manis pentadactyla (Chinese pangolin), 870 nucleotides. RefSeq names its product mitochondrial ribosome and complex I assembly factor AltMIEF1. The record is from RefSeq and is a predicted model, not a curated record. The transcript has 2 exons. The coding region runs from base 658 to 870 and encodes 70 amino acids. Lineage: Eukaryota; Metazoa; Chordata; Mammalia; Pholidota; Manidae.
CUGGUGGCUCGCCGGGCCUCCCCUCAGAGCGGCGGCCGGCGUCCCUGAUCUGGCCCGGGCUACCAGCCUGGCCGCCGGGGGUCUCGCCUCAGUCCUCCCCGGACCCUCCCCUGGGAGGCCGCUCCGUGGCCCCUUCCAGCCUCUGGAGGUCUCCCGGCAUCCCCGAGCCGGCCUGCCCUCUCCGCCCCCAGGGUUGGGGGAGGACCUGGGGGGACCGGCCGUGGAUCAGCCGCCCACUCGCGGAGCGACCUUGUAGUAACAGCCUUCGCGUGGCCGUGGCUUCCUACCUCAUAAAGCACUUUUACUGUUGAUUUUCUGGAUUCAUCUCUCCCACAUCGGGAGGUCUUUGGGGAGCCCUUCUGCAUCAGAGGAAAAAGGGACAGGGACAGGGACAGUGGCUCGCUCACGCUCACUCAGAAAGUUAGCAAGGCCGAAGCAUGAUGGCUAACUGACUUCGGACUCAAAGUCCAGAUCUUUUUUUACCAAAUACCACUCCCAGUCAGUCUCAUUUCUUGAUUUCUGAAAGAGGGGUGAUCAUUUCUUCUACAUAGGGACAUUGUGAGCACUCCGUCUUUCAUUCAGUUUGUUUUUGGAAAGUUUAUGGAGCACCCAUAGGUGCUGUACACAUGCUUGACGCCCAGCCCUUACCAGUCCCCCAUGGCCCCAUGGAGCCGAGAGGCGGUGCUGGGUCUCUACCGGGCUCUGCUGCGCCAGGGCCGGGAGCUUCACUACACCGAUAGAGACUUCUACCUUGCCACCAUCCGCCAUGAGUUCCGGAAAAACAAGAAGCUAGAGGAUCCUGAGGCCCGGCAGAGGCAGCUGGAAAAGGGCCUGAUCUUCCUCCACAGCAAACUGGGCGGGAUUAUUUAG